Messenger RNA from Schizophyllum commune H4-8, 874 nucleotides. RefSeq lists its product as uncharacterized. Bases 325 to 726 code for a protein of 133 amino acids. The record is from RefSeq and is a predicted model, not a curated record. NCBI's taxonomy places the organism in Eukaryota, Fungi, Basidiomycota, Agaricomycetes, Agaricales, Schizophyllaceae. The transcript is spliced from 3 exons.
CCUCCCUUCCCCCCAUACCCCCUCCGACCGCACGAAACAUCGCUCAUGACCUUCCGCGACGCGAAAGUCGAUGUACCGACGUGGCCUCGUCGCCGCACUGUCCUUCGUCGCUCGACGGACGCGGGGAGGGAGGGAGGGAAGAGGGGAGGCUGAAGAAGCGUUAGCCGCGCACGCAGAGGGGGGUAAGGGCACCUGUACAGCUCCCGACCGUCUCCGAAAUCCUUCGCUCGCGCUCGAACCCGCUCGGAGAGCUCAACGCCGAUAGGCGCCGUCGCGCGCCCGGGCGGAAGCGCGCUCUCCCCCCCCCUCCUCCCUCCCUACCCAAUGGCGCCUCCGACCCUCCCUCCCUUCUCCCCAUCGUCAACUCACUCAUCCGCGUCGUCUUCCUGCGUCUCAAGCCCCGUCCCCGCGAGCUUUCCUGUUUUUCCCCACCCUCCCUUCGCACCCCUCCCUACCCCCCUCCAUCCCUCCCCUCGCAAGCGCACCACCCGCGGCGACAACGGCCGAGAGCAGAGGGGCACGUCUCGACGUCGUACGUCAUUUUACUCCUUCUCCUUCACAGCCGACCUACGAGUUCGUCAGCCACGAGAUAUCAAGCGCGAAGGAAGAGGGAAAGUGCCCUCCCCCCACCCCCCACCCCUCUGCCGUCGCGCACCUCUCCCCGGUUUCCCAGGCUUUGGAGUCGCGUGCAGAGGGUGCGCGUCGUCGUCUUUGGGUGCGGGGUGAAGGGAAUGUGGGAGAGUCAAGGGGGCCUCUUCGCGCUCGUCGUCGAGGGGACUCGCCCGUGGCUCCGGGGACUUGAGGUCGACAUCAAAUCAUCCUCGAAGGUGCCCCGCGCGCAUCUCCGACGGUUCGCCUUCGCGGAAAGAAUGGU